Dama dama (fallow deer) is the source of this 1478-nucleotide messenger RNA. It is a transcript of the gene SSTR1, whose product is annotated as somatostatin receptor 1. Gene Ontology annotation, biological process: neuropeptide signaling pathway; cellular response to estradiol stimulus. The transcript is spliced from 2 exons. The record is from RefSeq and is a predicted model, not a curated record. The coding region runs from base 414 to 1478 and encodes 354 amino acids. Gene Ontology annotation, molecular function: somatostatin receptor activity; neuropeptide binding. Lineage: Eukaryota; Metazoa; Chordata; Mammalia; Artiodactyla; Cervidae. Gene Ontology annotation, cellular component: membrane; neuron projection.
GCUGUUGCUCGGCAGACGCAGGGGGCUCUGGGCACUACCAGCUGUGUUAAGAGAUUCGCGGUGGGUUUUCUCUGGGCCCCCGAACACUCCCGCCCGCCAAGAGCUGCCUGCAGGGUUGUAAGGCAGAAGCCCCUAACGCAAGGUUGCGGUCCUUCUUCCUCCUCCUCGCGCUCGCGGCUUAGGGUCAGUUUCCGCGACUCUUCAGUCUAUCUGAGUGGGCGCCUGUGCUGGGGUCCCGCCCCAGGAAAGGAGAGGGGCCGCACGGAGAACGUCACCGCGCGUACCAGACCGCACAGGCACUUUGCACGGGCCAGCUGCGCGUCGGUCUGGAGGUAGCGCGCCCCGGCCCCAGCCCAGGCAGCUGCGGCGAAGGCGGCGGCAGCAGGGGCCCCGGGGCCGGCGCCGCAGACGGGAUGGAAGAACCGGGGCGAAACGCGUCCCAGAAUGGGACCUUGAGUGAGGGCCAGGGCAGCGCCAUCCUCAUCUCUUUCAUCUACUCCGUGGUGUGCCUGGUGGGGCUCUGUGGGAACUCCAUGGUCAUCUACGUGAUCCUGCGCUACGCCAAGAUGAAGACGGCCACCAACAUCUACAUCCUCAACCUGGCCAUCGCCGAUGAGCUGCUCAUGCUCAGCGUGCCCUUCCUGGUCACCUCCACGUUGCUUCGCCACUGGCCCUUCGGCGCGCUGCUCUGCCGCCUCGUGCUCAGCGUGGACGCGGUCAACAUGUUCACCAGCAUUUACUGUCUGACUGUGCUGAGCGUGGACCGCUACGUGGCCGUGGUGCACCCCAUCAAGGCCGCACGCUACCGCCGGCCCACCGUGGCCAAGGUGGUGAAUCUGGGCGUGUGGGUGCUGUCGCUGCUCGUCAUUCUGCCCAUCGUGGUCUUCUCGCGCACGGCGGCCAACAGCGACGGCACGGUGGCCUGCAACAUGCUCAUGCCCGAGCCGGCGCAGCGCUGGCUGGUGGGCUUCGUGCUGUACACUUUCCUCAUGGGCUUCCUGCUGCCCGUCGGGGCCAUCUGCCUGUGCUACGUGCUCAUCAUCGCCAAGAUGCGCAUGGUGGCCCUCAAGGCCGGCUGGCAGCAGCGCAAGCGCUCGGAGCGCAAGAUCACCCUGAUGGUGAUGAUGGUGGUGAUGGUGUUUGUCAUCUGCUGGAUGCCUUUCUAUGUGGUGCAGCUGGUCAACGUGUUCGCGGAGCAGGACGACGCCACGGUGAGCCAGCUGUCGGUCAUCCUCGGCUACGCCAACAGCUGCGCCAACCCCAUCCUCUACGGCUUCCUCUCAGACAACUUCAAGCGCUCUUUCCAGCGCAUCCUUUGCCUCAGCUGGAUGGACAACGCCGCCGAGGAGCCGGUCGACUACUACGCCACGGCCCUCAAGAGCCGCGCCUACAGCGUGGAGGACUUCCAGCCCGAGAACCUGGAGUCCGGCGGCGUCUUCCGUAAUGGCACCUGCACGUCCAGGAUCACGACCCUCUGA